CAGUUAAACCCGAUUUGUCCACUCCAUCUAUUGUCAAAUGGUUUAAUAAUUCCUUGUGCUUAGUUUGAAGCAAUAUUAAAUUCUGGAUAAAGAAAAACUCCAUUGAUGAGGUAUGCAGCCCACUUGUCUUCCCCUUCCCUAAAUCUGUAUUAAUACAUCACACAUAUUUCAUUCCGAAUUUCCUAUGUUCUAAACGUUUUGAGUGUUCAUCAAAUGCAGGAAUUCAAGACUGCAGAUUUCGUCUUACAGAUGAUUGCUUUAGUCAUUUUGUGGCUAUAAUAUUUUUCGAAGAUUUCUAGAGUUCUUCCUGAUUCUUGAUAGAAUAAUGUCUAUGCCAUUGAUUACUGCGAUUGUUGUUUUUGUUCUUCCUUCUGUUGCUAAUCUUAAGAUUCGAUCAGUUAUGCUAUCAUUUUGGUUUGCUCUUGCCACUCGACCUCCUGGCCUCGACCCGUAACUUUGUUUUUUGUUUUCCAGAGACUGUUAAAUUUGCUUCUGCCUUUUGUCCUUACGGAGGCAGAAAUUGAAACAGGUUUACAUGUAGGCAUGCUUCAUGCUCUGAUUUCCUAAAACGCAUGAAGCAUUUGUUUUCUUAAUCACUUAUCUUUUAAUCUGCAUACUUAGAUGAUUCUUGCUGAAAAUUCGCAUAUGGAUUUCGAAGAUCUUUAUGGUAUGGCCUUCGACUCAGCUUGUGGCGUAUUCUCGGAUCGUUCCACAAUUGUUAAUCAUCCACUAGUUUUCGACGGUGAGAUACAGCAGCCGGUGAAGGAUUCCAGGAAGAGAAGUGUGGUUCCGGAGACGAAGACAGUGGCUGCUUUGAAGAGCCACAGCGAGGCCGAGAGGAGAAGACGAGAAAGAAUCAAUGCACAUUUGGACACCCUUCGCAGCCUCGUACCAAACAACGGAAAGAUGGACAAAGCUGCAUUGCUGGCCGAGGUCGUCAGCCAAGUGAAGCGACUGAAGAUGGCUGCAGCACAGGCAAGCGAAGGUCUGCACAUCCCGACAGACAGUGAUGCAGUCGAGGUCGCCGUUGUGGAGAAUAAUGUCGGCGAUGGUAAUGGCGAGGUGUUGCUGGAGGCUCGACUUUGCUGCGAGUACAGACCGGAGCUCCUGGCUGAUAUAAGACGGGCGAUGGAUGGGCUCCCGGCGCGCGUUUUGAAGUGCGAGAUUUCGUCGUUGGGAGGUCGAAUGAAGACUGUGUUCUUAGUAGCGUGUGAUGGCAGUGCCGCAGCUCGGGAAUGUGCGGCGGGAUCGGUCCGCCAGGUUUUCGGAGACGUUCUUGAUAAGGUGUCGGCAUCGGCGGAGUAUGAUCGGUUGGUUUUCCCCCGGAAAAGGCAGAGACUGUCUCUACCGUUUGAUUCUUGAAGCUUGGUAAGGUGUGACCUUUUUACAUGUCGAAGCUCUUGCUUAGUUAUUUACAUAAGCUCGAGCUCGGAUUUGUUUGUUUAAAGUUUGGGUUUGGGUUUGAAAUUAAUAAAAGUUUUUAAUUGAAAUCA
Molecule: messenger RNA, 1493 nt
Organism: Andrographis paniculata
Lineage: Eukaryota; Viridiplantae; Streptophyta; Magnoliopsida; Lamiales; Acanthaceae
Product: transcription factor bHLH30-like
Exons: 2
Coding region: 622-1362 (246 amino acids)
Biological process (GO): regulation of DNA-templated transcription
Molecular function (GO): protein dimerization activity; DNA-binding transcription factor activity
Source: RefSeq, a predicted model, not a curated record